GUGUGUGUGUGUGUGUGUGUGUGUGUGUAUAUAUAUAUCUGUAUGGCUUUGCUAACUGAUGGUCAAUGGGAAAUAUAAAAUAUUGAUUAUAAGUAACUGAAAGAUGCACACAUCAUGGAAGAGAUGUGUAUCUUUCUUUAGAGAAAGCCUGAGGCAUGUAACUAGGAAUGCUGUGAUGAAACUGAGCAGAACAAAUUUUGAGUGACUCCUAUAUAAAAUAUACAGUAUAUUAGUCAUUUCAAAUUCAAAAGGGUACAGUAGGGACCAAUUUAUGCUAGUAUGGGGUGGACAAGAGGACUUAGAUCUUCUGUCUCUAAAAUUACUGGUGGUUUUUCCUACAUUUUGGUGAAAAAAAAAUUGUUUUUUUUCCCUAAGGGAGGAGAAUCUAGACACUAGCUUAAGACUAAAACAUUCCUCUUCAAGUUGGCAGAGAUUCCAAAACCAAUGUUCCUUCUCUAGUGCUUUCUUUGUCUACUUGUGAUGGUGCGCUACAUCCUGUUGGGUUUUGGCUAUUUGCUUUACAAAUUCUUUGCUUAGCUGGUCAAGUGAAAUUUUAGUGGCCCCAAAUUGCUGUGCAUUCUCCAGUAUUUGUGCUAUAUGCUCUAAGAUUUGCAGUGACCUAUGGAAUUGAUGAAGCCUCCAUAAACCACCACUUUUUUUUUUUACUGUGUAACAAUGUUGUCUUUAGAACAACACAAUCUUUAUUUUGUUCACUAUUGACUUAAGAAAAUAGUAUUAGUAAUGUACACUAGUACUUUAAAUGGAAAGCAGGUACUUCUGGUUGUAUUUAACCUAUUGUAUGGCACAGAGUUCAAGAUAGUAAGAACAACCCCAUGAACUUUAAAUAAUUGUCUUAAAAGUUGGUGAGGAAGAGAGAGUUCUGGAAGAAGGGGCGUCUGAUGCUCUAGUCUUGUUGAUAUUAGGAGCAUCAUUUCAGAUGUGCAGUGGUGCAGAAACUGAAUCUCCCAAAUAAGGAUUGAGGUGAUGCUCCUAACCUCCGCAGGAAUUGAAACAUCACCAUCCAUCUGUCCCUGCCAUAUUUCACUCCUAACCAGGUGUUCUCAUUCCAAACCUCAAUCCCCUCUUUUCUGUCAAUCACACUAAUGAAACUCCCUUCUUCCACUGCCCCUAAAAAACACAGCCCUGAAGCUCUACUUCUGCAGUGCUUAUAAACACCCCAUGAACAGAACUUUACCCCCUGCUACUUAUAUUUAAUUGUCUGAACACAUUUAACCCUUGUUAUCUGAAAAAGUUAUAACCCUAGCUAAUACUUUGGAUCUGGGUUUUUUUCUAUUACUUAUAUCCUAGAGGGGGCCACGGGUUAAAAAAAUAUUUAGAUAAAGCAGUGUAACUCACCUGCCACAUUGUGUUCUUCCUAAUGCAAUUAUUUCAUAACCUGAAAAAGGUCUUUUAUGACCAGUUUCUUCUUUCUUCAUCUUGCAGUGAAAUCAUAAACUCAUUUUGUAACAGUCUGCAUAUAGAAAUUAUUUUUACAAUUGAACCACUUUUAUUUCACUGCAGAAAUAACUAUGAAGAGAAAAUGGGUUUGCCCCUGUUCAGAGUUAUGUUUAAACAUACAUAAUGCUAGUAUUGAUAAUUAGCAAACUAGCAAAAAAUUGAUAAAUGAGUUAAUUCACUCCUACUCUGAAAAUUGACACCUUUUUAGGCUGUGUGUACAUUACCAAUUUUUGCCAUAUUUGAAUAUGGUUGAAUAGAAUGGAGUUAGAUGACAUGAUGCUGACCACUUUAGACUGUAUUCACUAGGAGAAAGUGUUUUUUAACAUUUGGUGGAAUUUUACUGUAGAGAAGGCAAGUUGUACUUUUAACAUCCAUUAUAUAGUGGAGAUAAAGUCUAGAAGGUAGACUAGAAUUUACUUGAAUGAACUCAUACAAGAACACCUUGUAUUCAUAAUCUGGAAGUGGCCUCAGUGGUCAGCAUAGAUUAGUAUGAAUCAUGAUAAGCACGUGGCUCAGUCUGAUUAAGCCCAGAUCCAGAUUGCAUACACAGUGGAACCAAGAAUCCUAGGUGCUUGCUUUACUGAUAAAAUUAGGGUUUUUUUAAAUCCCUGUUACCACUGCAGUCAGUAUAACAGGAGAAUGAGCUGGAUUCCAUUUUGGUUCAGCAAAACUAGUUAUCUUAAUUCUAAUGGUAGAAUACUUAUCAGUGAGCCAGAAAAAAAGACUGUUUGACUUUGAGAUUGUUUAAUUUUAAAAAAAUUAUAUAUAAAGAACAUGUAAUCUGGAAGUUCGAGAGACACACACAUAGGACAUUACCUUGUCAUUUUCCCCCAUAAAGUCACUUUUCAGAACAGAGUCACACCUCAAAUUUGGUUCUGAGUAUGAUUUUUUAUUAUAUGUAAAGUUGAAUGUUUUCUGCAUUAUGUGACACAGUGUUUGGGGGAUUUUAUACUGCCAUUAUAAAAGGAAGGAACUCACUGUGAUCCUCUCUUUAAGGCCUUUUUAAAUGUUUUUCCCGCCCCCAGUAAUGCAUGCGGAGUGUACCUGGUCAUCCAACUCUUACAUGCAGCACUUAUCCUUUUGGAGAAAAACUAGAGCAUCCUGCUGCUCAAUUAAAUGUCAGCCCUGAAACACUGCAAGAAAAAACACAUCUACACAUUGGAAAUUAAACAAAAGGGGGAGGGGGGAAGGGGUAGAAAAUUACACAAUUUUGCUAAAAGUUACUCACUCCAUGCAACUAUUUAUAGAAAACAAGGGCAAAAGAAAGUUAAGGGAAAUGUUACCAAAUGUGCUAUGUUCUGUGAGGCACAAGGUUUACAUUUUAAGAUUUGUACAGUUUUGAUAUUUCUUGUGUUGUACGAGUAUGCAGACAAUAUGAGCAUAAUAAAGUAGUAGUACUUGUGGAAUCUUCAUUAUAGUAAGCUUAUUCUAACAUUAUAUAAAUCUAACUUCAAGUGUGUUUGCUGUCUUUUGUCUGAACCCUCAUUAGAACAAGACAGACAAGGCACAGUUCAUUCCUUCAAAUGUAUUUGUACAGAACUAAAAAAAUUCUUAGUAUGGAUGUCUUAAUGUCAGCUCAUGAGUCAUACUCUGAUGAUUGUAAUUAUAUAAUGAAUUAAAGCAAAGAACUGCAGAAUGUACUGUAAAAUGCAAUUGAUGAAUGAUAGGGCAAGCUAAAAAAACUAAAUGUAUUAAAAGACAGUAAUUCGUAUGGUGCUAUUACAAUAGGGUAUUGUUAGAAGUAGUGUGACAUUUGCCCUGUGCCAGCUGUGGCUUCCAGUGUGGUAGGUGCUGUAUGAACACUGAGUGGCAGUCCCUACCCUAAUGUUUAUAUUCUGUAAAUCCUGUAAUGUAAUCCUGAAGAAUUAAAUGAGUUUUAAAUAGCAGAAAUCUGGUAAAACUAAGAAAAAUUGAGUCCUGGGAAUGUUUGAAUUGUUUAUGCAGCAUUGUUUGGUCAGGUGCAACUUAGCGGGGUCUGCAAGUCUCACAAAGGAGCUGGGGGUAGCGGGAGGGAUGAUCAUGGCUUUGGAGGAGUGUUUCAAAGCCAAGGCGACAAUGUGUAAACUCUACCCCACUACAGGGGUGGUCGAUAACUACUUACAUCAAAUAAAAUAAACGCUCCUGUAUGGCAGAAGAGGGAAAGUGCGGCUGGCACUGAGUGGCACAGCUGAAACUUUGCCCCUUGGCCAUGGAAGUGGGACGCCUGUUCCUCCUCUUACAUGGGUUGGUAGAUUAAUGUGCAUUUCAUGUGGAAGUGAGAGCUUUCUAGGGCUGGGCCCAGGGCCGGGGCAGCCCGCCCGCUUGAGACCAGGGCUAGGGGAAACCAGGUGCGUAUCGCAAGCCAAAAGCACCCGCCGGCUGCUGUCGGCGCCCAGGAGCAGUCUUCCUGUCAGCAGCAGAUGCUGGAGAGCCGAGGGCCGGCGGGGCGAGGUGGAGCCGCGGCCGGUGAGUCUCGCUGGCGGCUGGGGCACGCGGGCUUCGCUCAGGCGUACCUGGGCGGCCAGGUAAAGCUGGGGCGGGGCCGGCGCGCACGCGCAGUACAGGCGCCAGCCCCCAGCGCUCACCUGGACGCAGCAGCGGCUCCGCUGGCUGGAGAGGCGCGCUGAGGAGAGCCCGGCCGCCUGAUCCGCGUCUUCCCGCCACACGAGGUGUUUCCGUUUCAAGAAACGUUAUUGAGACCAGUUUGAUGCUAAAGAACAUCUUUAUCAGAAGUUUUUAUAGAUGUGAUAAACUUUUAAUACCAGAAUGGCUCACAUAAGAAUACUAAGACGAUCGUUUAAGAAACUGUUUUCCCACUGGAAGCUUUGGAAGUUUAGCAUUGUUGUUUUUGUUUUUCUAGUAUUUUUGUUUUUGUUACAAAGAGAAGUAGGUGUUCAAGACGCUAAACAUGAACCAGGGAUUGAACCAAUUGUGGGAAAGAGAAGUGAUGUACUAGGUUUCAUGUUAAAUGCUGUGAACAAUAUUAAAGGUGCAAAGCCAAAAAUGCAAAUAAAAGCACCUGUUAGGCAAACCAAUAUUCCUGGAGAGAGACACUGUUUGCCAGGACAUUAUACGCUAGCAGAACUGAAACCUUUCUUAGAGCGACCUCCUCAGGACCCCAAUGCCCCUGGAGCUUCUGGUAAAGCAUUCAAAGCUAUCAAUUUAAGCCCAGAAGAGGAGAAGGAGAAGGCGCGUGGGGAUGAAAAACACUGUUUUAAUGCUUUUGCAAGUGACAGAAUUUCUUUGCACCGAGAUCUUGGACCAGACACUCGACCUCCUGAAUGUAUUGAGCAAAAAUUUAAACGUUGCCCGCCACUGCCUACUACAAGUAUCAUAAUAGUUUUUCACAAUGAAGCAUGGUCUACUCUGCUAAGAACUGUUCACAGUGUGAUGUAUACUUCUCCUGCCAUACUCCUAAAAGAAGUUAUUUUGGUGGAUGAUGCCAGUGUAGAUGAAUACUUGCAUGAUAAACUAGAUGAAUACGUGAAACAGUUUCAAAUAGUUAAGGUAGUCCGACAAAAGGAAAGAAAAGGUCUAAUCACUGCAAGAUUAUUAGGAGCUUCAGUAGCAACAGGAGAGACGCUCACUUUUUUGGAUGCACAUUGUGAAUGUUUUUAUGGCUGGUUAGAGCCAUUGUUGGCACGAAUAGCGGAGAACUACACUGCUGUUGUAAGCCCUGAUAUUGCAUCCAUAGAUCUUAAUACUUUUGAAUUCAGCAAGCCUUCUCCUUAUGGACAUAACCAUAACAGAGGAAAUUUUGACUGGAGUUUAUCAUUUGGAUGGGAAUCUCUUCCUGAACAUGAAAAUAAAAGAAGAAAAGAUGAAACCUAUCCAAUUAGAACACCUACUUUUGCUGGAGGUCUUUUUUCAAUAUCGAAAGACUAUUUUGAAUAUAUUGGAAGCUAUGAUGAAGAAAUGGAAAUAUGGGGAGGUGAAAAUAUAGAAAUGUCUUUCAGAGUAUGGCAAUGUGGUGGACAAUUGGAGAUCAUGCCUUGCUCUGUUGUUGGCCAUGUCUUUCGCAGCAAGAGCCCCCAUACUUUUCCAAAAGGCACUCAAGUGAUCACACGUAAUCAAGUUCGCCUUGCAGAAGUCUGGAUGGAUGAAUAUAAAGAAAUAUUUUACCGGAGAAACAUAGAAGCAGCAAAAAUUGUGAAACAAAGCACAUUUGGAGAUAUCUCAAAACGACUUGAUUUAAGGCAGCGGCUACAGUGCAAAAAUUUUACUUGGUAUCUAAAUAAUGUUUAUCCUGAGGCAUAUGUACCAGACCUGAAUCCUCCAUUAUCUGGAUUUUUAAAAAAUGUAGGUAGACGUCUAUGUCUAGAUGCUGGCGAAAAUAACCACGGUGGCAAACCAUUAAUUAUGUAUACCUGUCAUGGACUUGGGGGAAACCAGUACUUUGAAUACUCUGAACACUCUGAGAUUCGACAUAACAUUCAGAAGGAGCUCUGCCUGUAUGCUUCUCAAGGACCAGUGCAGCUUCGGGUCUGUAACUACAAAGGUCAAAAAACUUUCACCCCUGGAGAAGAGAAGUGGGAACUUCGAAAGGAUCAACUGUUGUAUAAUGCAGCAUUAAAUAUGUGCCUAACGGGAAACGGAGAACAUCCAAGUCUGGUAUCAUGUAAUCCAUCAGAUCUAUUCCAAAAAUGGGUUUUUGGCCAAAACAAUUAAGUACAGCUACUUAUAAAUAGGAAAUAUUUUGUUAAAAGGAUACAUCUGCCUUGUGAAAAGGAUAUAUCCACUUUAAAACUGUGACCAUAUAUGCACACUUCAUUUUUUAAAAUGAUACAAAGCUAGCUAAUGUAAAAUAUUCCAAGAGCAAUUUUCUUAUUUAAAAAAAUAUAAAAUUGCACAGUUGCAAAGAUCCCUUAAGCGUCUGUGUAGAAAAUACCAAAGAAUAUUUUGAGGUCUCCACAGGUAGGAAAAAUGUUUACAAUAUGUUGGAAAUGUAAUUUCCACAAUAAGCUUAGCUUUUUAUAUAUGUUAACCACUGAUUUUACAGAUAUUGUAAUCUCCUCUAUUUUGGGAUAAAGUGUAGGGUUUUAUAUAUUCUCAUUUUGUAAUGACUGCAGAAAAACUGGUCAAUGAAGGUUAGGAGGUGGAUCUUCGUACAGUGUCUGGAAACUAUUGUGCCUUUAUAAGUGGUAAUACUGUUUUAGCACUCAGGUGUUUGACUUUUCUGCUGACAGUUUCACUUAAAGAAAAGUAAAUGAGAAAGGAAAAAUUUUAAAACAUUCUUAGCACUUCUCUCUCCAAUUUUACACACUUAAAACAAUAUUUGGACCCGGAGAUAAAGCCAAUGGGAAACCUUAACCCACUCAAUUUCUAGCACAUCAAUCUUUGCUGAAUGCAAGAAAAAAAUCCUUCAGAAUUUUUAUUAAAGUAUGUAAUUCAUAUAUUCUUUAAAUGGAAAAUAUGUAUUGUCCUGGUAUUAAUCUGAUAUGCUUUUUUUAAAUUUGAAUCCAAUACACAUUACCAUUUGUCACAGAUUUCCUAAACUGAAGAUUUUUUUGUACUUGUCGGUUUUCAGAAAUUGCAGAACAUAAACCUACUAUUUGUUGCUAGCACUCUGUUCAUUACUGUUCUUUUAUUCUGUCAAUAAAUGUUACUGUUUUGUCUGCCUGUCUUAGUGAUUCAUGUAGUGUAUACUGUAUGGGUUUCUAAUGCAUAUAUGCAAUUCCUUUUAUGUUUUUCCCUUGAGUGUCUGAUUUCUGGUUUUAAUCAUUCAGAAGGAGAGUCCAACUGCAUUACAGAAUUUUAUAAUGAAAUAUUGCCUUUUAAUAGAAAAUAAAUAUGCAAAUAUAGUUUGGUGAUACUCUG
Molecule: messenger RNA, 7254 nt
Organism: Chrysemys picta bellii (western painted turtle)
Lineage: Eukaryota; Metazoa; Chordata; Testudines; Emydidae
Gene: GALNT3
Product: polypeptide N-acetylgalactosaminyltransferase 3
Biological process (GO): protein O-linked glycosylation
Cellular component (GO): Golgi apparatus
Molecular function (GO): polypeptide N-acetylgalactosaminyltransferase activity
Source: RefSeq, a predicted model, not a curated record